AUGAAUAUCGCACCGAACCCAGCGCCGUAUACGUACGAAGUGGAGGUUUAUCAAGAGGGCCUCCGUGAUAAAAGACCGGCGAUUACCUUCAAUGCAUUUGAAUGGGAAAAAUUAGCCAAAGAACGUCUCUCGGCAGAGAGUUUUGGAUACGUCUGGGGCUCUGCCGGAUCUCGCGAAACCGAUGACAACAACCGAGCAGCCUUUAAGAAAUGGGGAAUUGUGCCCUCCCGUCUGGUGAAAUCCGACUUUCCGAGCUUAAAGACCACUUUGUUCGGUGACAAAUACGAUUAUCCGUUGGCUAUUGCACCGGUGGGAGUCCAGCGAAUUUUUCACAGGGAUGGUGAAGUCGCAGCGGCUUCUGCAGCGCAACAGGAGAACGUGACAUAUAUCCUCAGCACUGCAUCUGCAACAAGCAUCGAGGACGUCGCAAUGGCCAACGGAUCCGGACCCCGCUGGUUCCAGCUUUACUGGCCCCAAAACAACCAGAGCGAUAUUACCGUCAGUCUGCUGAGGCGGGCCAAAGCUGCCAACUACAAAGUCUUGGUGGUGACCCUCGACACGUACAUCUUGGGAUGGCGGCCGUCGGACCUGGGCAAUGCUUAUAAUCCGUUUCUUCGCAAGGACAGCAUCGGGGUUGAAUUAGGGUUCUCAGACCCUGUUUUCCGGCGCAAAUUUCAAGAGAAACACGGCAAGACCAUCGAAGAAGACAUGUCCAAGGCAGCGGCCGAAUGGGCUCACACCAUCUUCCCUGGAACCAGCCAUGGCUGGGAGGAUCUCCGUUUCCUACGCGAAAACUGGGAUGGCCCUAUUGUUCUCAAGGGCAUCCAGACUGUCGAGGACGCCAAGUUGGCAGUCGAAUAUGGGAUGCAGGGCAUCGUUGUUUCCAACCAUGGUGGACGUCAACAGGAUGGUGGUGUUGGCUCGCUGGAUGUGCUUUCUGAAAUUGUCGAUGCUGUCGGAAAAAAAUUGGAGGUCCUAUUCGACUCUGGCGUCCGUUGUGGUGCGGAUGUUAUUAAGGCUCUAGCGCUUGGAGCCAAAAUGGUCCUACUUGGUCGACCUUACGUGUACGGUCUGGCAAUUGGCGGCGCAGAAGGCGUUCGCCAUGUGCUCCGCAGCAUUCUUGGAGAUAUAGAUUUGAAUCUUCAUCUAUCUGGGAUUAAAUCAGUGUCACCUGAACACCUGAACCGCUCUGUGUUACGCCGAGUAGCAUAG
Messenger RNA from Aspergillus chevalieri, 1212 nucleotides. Its product is annotated as lactate 2-monooxygenase. Lineage: Eukaryota; Fungi; Ascomycota; Eurotiomycetes; Eurotiales; Aspergillaceae. Gene Ontology annotation, molecular function: FMN binding; oxidoreductase activity. Bases 1 to 1212 code for a protein of 403 amino acids. The record is from RefSeq and is a predicted model, not a curated record. The transcript has a single exon.